AUGGUAAUAGGAUGCGGGGUGCGUCAAUUUAUAGUGCGUCACCCGGCAGGUGAAAUUGCCAAAAGAUCUAUAAGCGUUAAGGAUGAGCCAAACCCAAGUCUUGUUGGGGGAGGUGAUGCAGGAUUUAUUCAUGGAAAUGAGGCACACCCUUGGCCCUGGCAGGUCUCUAUCCAGACAUCCAGAGGUGAGCACUUAUGUGGUGGUUCCCUGAUCAGCACAAACUGGGUCCUCACUGCUGCCCACUGUUCAGUUCAGUCUGGAUAUCACUAUGUAGUCCUUGGACAGUAUGACCGUGGCUCUAAUGAACUUGUUCAAGUGAAGAAAAUUGCAAAGGUCAUCACACAUCCUAACUACAACAAACAGACUGAAUACAACGAUAUUACACUACUGAAACUGUCAAGUGCAGUAGAGAUGACUUCCCGUAUCUCUCCUAUAUGUUUGCCUAACUCCUUCACCAACGUCCUUCCUGGGACUCGUUGUGUCACCACUGGCUGGGGCGUAACUGAAAAUGACCUGAAUCCUCGAUUCCUGCAGCAAGCCACUCUGCCGAUAGUGAGUCAGGCUCAGUGUAGGCAGUUUUGGGGUAGGAACACUAUCACAGACGCCAUGAUCUGUGCUGGAGCCUCUGGAGCCUCGUCUUGCGAGGGUGAUUCUGGUGGUCCUCUGAUGUGUGAGAGUUCAGGUGUUUGGUACCAAGUGGGCAUCGUUUCCUGGGGCCACAAAUCCUGCAGCACUGACCGUCCAGUCACCUACACUCGUGUCUCUUACUUUAGAAAAUGGAUCGAAGAAAUCAUUCGAUUCAACUAAAGAACCAGCAUGUCUCCGUUUCAAGUUCUCCUGUGUCUGAACAUUCAGUCACCAGUCCAGUGAUCAAACUGUGUCUUCAUAACACUGUUACACUACUGCUUUGAAUACUGGAAAUACCUCAUAACAUA
Molecule: messenger RNA, 935 nt
Organism: Sinocyclocheilus rhinocerous
Lineage: Eukaryota; Metazoa; Chordata; Actinopteri; Cypriniformes; Cyprinidae
Product: chymotrypsin B-like
Exons: 6
Coding region: 1-807 (268 amino acids)
Biological process (GO): proteolysis
Molecular function (GO): serine-type endopeptidase activity
Source: RefSeq, a predicted model, not a curated record